UUAGGCAUAGAAGCGGAGCUGGGAGGGAAACGGGUUUCCCCGUCCUCCUCUUCCUACUUCCGGUGGGCUGCUUUCCAUUACAACUGUGUACAGUCCCGUGGUGUUAAACUGGAGCUUCUUAGUCUCCUAGGAUUUUCCCCUACUCGGUGGCAGAAAAGAUGCUUGACAACAUCAAAUCCUGGGCUGAGUACAUUGUGGAAUGGGCUGCAAAGGACCCAUAUGGAUUUCUAACCACAGUGAUCCUGGCUCUCACCCCCUUAUUCUUAGCAAGUGCAGUACUGUCAUGGAAACUGGCAAAAAUGAUUGAAGUCAGGGAGCGAGAACAAAAGAAGAAACAAAAACGCCAGGAAAAUAUUGCUAAAGCUAAACGAACAAAGAAGGACUAAAAUGGUAACCUACUGGACAGAAUCCUCUCCUUUUCUAAACAGAGCUAAACGGUUCUGACGUUUUGUACUUUUUUGUUGUAAAUUUUAGAGAUUAUGUGCAGAAACCUAAGAACUCCAGAAAUGUGUUUAAUUUGUGUCAAAGUUUAAUUUUAAUAGGUUUAAGUAGUUUUGUCCUGGGACAUGUUUUCUAAUUUGGGAUCUAUUUGUAAGGUACAGUAAGUACAUCCGUACAGCAUACUCAAAAAUAUUAAGUGAUUGAUGAUUAAAGACCUAACAACUCAAAAUUUUAUAUGGAAAAUAUGCACUGUCUUUUUCUACAAUGAUUUGUAGUACAGCUUACUCCUGCAUUCUGCAACCCAUUGUAGGUUGUCCGUAAAUGUACUAUUUCUGUGGUAUGCUAGGAGCUUGUGUGUGGAGAAUACUGUGGGUAGAGAAGGUAAAACUUUACUAUAGUUGCUGAAGUUCAGGAUUUAUUGCCCCAAUGCAGGAUUUAUUUUUCUUACAUAGGAGGGGGCCAUGGCUCCAUGAUACAGCAUCCGCUUGAGGUGCUGAAGGUCCCAGGCUAACCCCAUCCCCAGUUAAAAGGAUUUGGUCAUAGAGCAGACCCUGGACAACCACUGCCAGUCACAGUAGACAGCACUGACCUUGACAGAUCAGAGGCCUCAUGGAGUAUAAAGCAGCCUCUUGCAUUUGUAGUUGUGUGGUUUUGUUAAGAUGGUGAAAAGAAGGCUGGGUUGGCAUUUGUCUGAAACAACCAUGCCUGGGGAGGUACAAGUCUGUUUUCAAACAAGGAUACUAAUAUUUGUACAUAAACAGGAUAGCAAAGGUUAGAACUAACACAAUUACUUUGAAUCCUUGUUGGUUUAGCCUGUGGAAUCAAAGCGGCUUUUUUCAUAGCUUUGAGUAUGGGGCAUGCACAACAGCCUAAAAACUGUUAUACUUCUAGCAGAAUUGUAACACAUUCUCCAAAGGGUGCAGGGAGUUGAGUUACAAGCCUACUGCAGCGGAUUACUAUUGUGCAUGGAGGAAGUUAAAUCACUUUCCCCUGUUAUUGAGAGUGGUUCAUGUGCUGCCAGCUGCCAGGUUACUCCCACUGCUAGGUAGGUAAAGGUAAAGGUUUCCCUUGCUCGAAAGCCAGUCGAAUCCGACUC
Gekko japonicus is the source of this 1537-nucleotide messenger RNA. It is a transcript of the gene SMIM15, whose product is annotated as small integral membrane protein 15. Lineage: Eukaryota; Metazoa; Chordata; Lepidosauria; Squamata; Gekkonidae. Bases 159 to 386 code for a protein of 75 amino acids. The record is from RefSeq and is a predicted model, not a curated record. The transcript has 3 exons.